This is a messenger RNA of Pseudocercospora fijiensis CIRAD86, 288 nucleotides long. RefSeq lists its product as uncharacterized. The coding region runs from base 1 to 288 and encodes 95 amino acids. Lineage: Eukaryota; Fungi; Ascomycota; Dothideomycetes; Mycosphaerellales; Mycosphaerellaceae. The record is from RefSeq and is a predicted model, not a curated record. The transcript has 2 exons.
AUGGAAAUGCUUGGGUAUGCUAUGCUAUGCCAUGCUAGACGGACGACCGUGAUCCGUGCUUUUCCUCACUACCUGAGGCGAGAGAAGUUCAAGCAGGUGAGGUCGACGGCAAUGCGCGAAGGUCGGGGCGCAUUGCGAAAUCUAGUUGCUCUGUAUUAUGGAUGGGGUAUGAUAUGGGAUGGACGAGUGAAUGGCUGGCAGGCUUUUUAUGAUGCGUACGAAAUAUGGAAACGAAGAUCAUGGGAAGGAGGCGCACCGCAGGGCGCAGAGAAGAGGCACUUCACAUGA